This is a messenger RNA of Neospora caninum, 6039 nucleotides long. RefSeq lists its product as hypothetical. The record is from RefSeq and is a predicted model, not a curated record. The transcript has 4 exons. Lineage: Eukaryota; Apicomplexa; Conoidasida; Eucoccidiorida; Sarcocystidae. The coding region runs from base 1 to 6039 and encodes 2012 amino acids.
AUGAAUCGCUCCUGCUCGUCUUCAUCGGUUCUUUCUGCGGCUUCGAGUCUGAGGUCGUCGUCGCCGUCUCAGGAAUGUGCGCUGAGGCAUCUCGGCCUUCUUCUGCCUCCGCCUCCUUUCGCGUGCCUCCCUCCCCACUUGACUCCGCUGCUCGGGCAGAUCUGUUUAGGGAAGCAGGCGGACGCGGGAGAAGGCGCCCGCGAGCACAAGGGACGCGAAGACAGAGAGAGUCUCUGCGGUGACAUUGCAGUCCAGAACAGCUCGGCUCUGGGGAAAUGGACCUUGCCCGAGGAGGCGCUCCUGUUCGAUCCCUUCGUCGCCGCAUGUGGGGACUCUCCCCAGACAGCUGCGAAUGCAGGCUGUCUCUCUACCUCCUCUUCGCCUGCUGCCGGCGGUCUGCGCGGGGAAGGCCGAGACCUUCUGGGCCGCGAACGCCACAUCUUUGGAAACUCGCCAGUAAACGAGGUGGAGCAAGCGGCGAUCGACAGGGUCGUCGCGGAACUGCGCAAGGCGCCUGGUCGACUCUCGGCAGGAGGCGCCGCAUGGAGGGACGGGGAGAAGCGCGGAGCCGACGGGGAAAACGCCACCGUCUGGAUUGAACAACAGAUUCUUCGCUUUCUGUACAGCAGUGGGUUCGACAUCAACAAAACGAUUGACCUCAUGCAGUCGGCGCUUGUGUUCCGCACGCAACACCUCCCGGUUUAUCUCUCCGAGGUGUUGCCCCUGAUUCGCGACCAGGGUGUCGCCUACUGGCACGGCCGAGACAAAUGUCUCCGUCCCCUGCUGAUCAUUUGCGUCGAGAAGAUGCAACGUGUGCAACAGCAGUCAGGACGGGACAUUGAAGAAGACCCUGUUACGCGCGCUAUCAUCUUCUGCCUCGAAUUUUUCCUGAGCCUCCUCCAAGCCUCGUAUCGCGGGCGCAUGUAUCGCUUUUAUCUGCUCAACACGCCGCGCUUCUUCCACAUGCUCUCGCGGCCGCUCCUGGCCGCCAUGCCCGCAAGUAGUGCGAAGAAACUGCGCGUCUUUGGGAGUCCGGAAGCUUGGAUAGACGAACGAAAAGCUAACUUCGCCUGCCAUCAACUCGAAGCCAAGUACGGCGGCUCGCAACCGAACAUUGAACAAGGCUGGUUUCCCUUCCGGUUCUUUCCAGGGCCCUUCGAACCCGACACGCCUGCCGAGAAAAUCCGGUGGGACAGUCUAGCCUUUCUGCACCAGGAGGCGCCGCCGUCGGUCCACACGGGUUUCUCUCUGCAUUCUUCUCUCGUUCCGCCGCACUGUCUAGCUACUCCCUCCCCCUGCGGCUCCACAGCAACGUCCUCACCCACCUACAACGGCCACCUGUGCGACAGGCACCUGCCGCCUUCGCGGACUGCGUCUCCUGACCUGUCGUCAUCGUCUGUUUCUGCAUCUCGCUCUUCCUGUUCCGCCUCUGUCGCGGCGUCCUCUGGAGGGAGCGAGCUGUCUCUGAAGGGAAGCGAGUGUCUCCCUGGGAAACCUGCGCGCUUUGCCUAUUGGGCGUCUGCGGUCCAUUCUCUCUCUCUUCCUGCCACGACUGCGGAGUGGCUGAACCAACGGUUUGGUCGACCGGCAGAAGGGCUAGAGAGAGAAGAGAGGGAGCGAGGCGUGCGUCUCUCGCUCGCCGCGUCGCCUUACCGCCUCUCCGAGUCUCCCACACUUCAAAGAACGCACUCGCUGUGUGACCGUUUUCCGUCUUCGCAUCCUCGUACAGUCUCGUCUCCCUCUCGCUCUCUCCCGCCUACCUCUGCCGUCUCUCCUGUCUCUCCUGUUCCUUCGGGCUGCGCUUCUUCCUUCCUUGCUUCGCGGCCCGUCUCUGCCGCGCUGUCGCCUCUCUCUUCCCUUCACUCAUCUCUUCCGAGUCCCUCUCAGAGCUGCUUUCAGCCGACGACCUCGAUGGCGCAGGUACGCGAGCGCUGGGCAGCAGAGAAGGCCGCAAGUCUCCUCGCAGCACAUUCGGGCGGGGAAGACUCGCCUUCGCGCAUUGCGUGCUUGGAGGAGAUUCGAGAAGAAGGCGCGUCUGUGCACGAAAAAGAGGACCACACUCAGGGAGAGGUAGAGAGAGAGGGCGCAGAGGACUCAAACGCUGAGGCGGGAAGCGCUGCAUGCGGCAAAGCUUCGCUGGGUCAGACCGAGGGGCGGAGAGAGGAACCGGUUGGGCUCCAGAUCGACGGACGGCACACCGAGGUGGAAGAGGAGACACGUCAAGGGGCCCGAACGGCGGAGGCAGGAAAGGAAGGGCGUGCAAAGCGUUUGGGGUCGGCAGACCACGAAGCGACGCGGAAUCCGACAGACGAAGGGGAGCGUGCGGUGGGCGCUGGGCCCUCGGACGAAGAGAGCACUUUGGGAAGAAAAGGCGAAGAAACGCCCGCCUGGAAGACCCGAGACGCACCCGCCGCAGCGGGGUCACCCCUAUCCGCCGCACCAGACUCGUCGACGGCGUGCCUGUUCGCAAAUGGUGUGUCUCCGAAAGAAUCGGAAACGCCGAUUCCAACAAAUUUGGCCGUCGGCGCUCGGGAGACGGCGGCCCCCGACGGCGAGUUUCCGGCUGCAUCGUCUGGUGAAGGGGGCGAGGGCCGCGUGCCGGCUGCUCCCCGCUCGAAAAGGAGAGGAGAGCGUUUCAAGAGAAGAAAGAGAGGAGGAAAUGAGGAAGAGGAGCCGACGCUCUCGCUGUCGGCGUCUUCGUCACUGGCUUUCGUUCUCUGGAAAAGAAAGCUCCGGCUCUCUGCAGGCGACCGGGAUCCUGUCCAAGGGCUGUUGACGCGAUUGCCUAAUGCUGCUGUCUUUCCGCCUGAAAGGCGCGCUGGCGACGAAGGGUGGCUGUCGGCGGAGGAGCCGUGGGGGAAAGGGCGUCGUCGCCUGGCUGCGGGGAAAGCUCGCGUUUUGCGGCGAAAAUCGAAAAACGCAAGUCGGUCGAGUGCGGCGCUCGCUGCUCGGUCGAGCUCCGGCUAUUCAAAGGGCGACUCCACGUCUCACGAAGGAGCCGAGGAGACGCGUGUCUUCUCCGCGCCUCCUGCACUCUCUGAGGUCCGCCGGGGAAAGGAGACAGGCCGAAGGUGGCGCAAGCCGCGUGCGGAGAGAGGAAAGGGAGACGGCAGCGGCGCGUCCGUGAGUCGUCGGCUGUUCGGCUCACGCGACAGCGAGACGGACAAGAGAGAAAUGGCCGAGGGCCGUCCCUCCCAGGUCUUCGGGCAGCUUUCGCCUGCUGAGAAGAACGCGGAGGCGACUGUCUCUCCGUCUGUCUCUUCCAUGCGGCGGUUCGCCUCGCUCUCGGGGGCUGCGACGCACAGGGCAUGCGCCCCGUGGCGGGCCUUGCGACUCGGGCGGUGGCGCACGCAGUCCCCUGGAACGGCAGGUGGCCGCGGGAGCACGCAGCUGGAUGUCGCCUUGCCCGCAGAGGCAACUUCGUCUGCUCUUCGCCACCCCGAAACGUUUCGGCCGCGGUCCUGGACAAAAGGAGACACGUUAUGGGUGUCCCCAACGGAGACGGGACAGCUUUGGGGCGUGACGUUUUCGUUAGGAGGAGAGACAGGGGACUACCGCAGGUAUAGCCUACAGGCCGGAGGGGAGAGCGCGCGAGCGCCAGGCCGAGCUGAUGUGACUCCUCACUGUCGAGACCAAUCCUUCCAAGAGCUUCCCCCAGGGCUCUCUCCCCCUGUGGCCGCAUCGCCCUGUGGGAGUGUCUCAGACUCCCAGUCCUCACCCCACUCGCGUGCAGAAAGGCCCGACGAAGGUGUGGGGCGGCCCCGCCGAAGGCGGUUCCUCUCUCGAAGAUAUUCCCGCGGAAGGGGACUGAAGGAGCGGGAGAAGCAAGGCCAUACAGGAGGGGAGAGACAGGCCCCCGUGUCGCAUUUGCAAAGUGUUGCGGUUCGAAGGAGACAGUGGCUCGGGAGGCAAAGACCUCUCGACUCUCAUCGCGGACCGCAGCUCGGCAAAGCGCCUUCGACCAACCAGGCUGUCCCUGCCGGCCGUCUGAGCACUGCAUGCGCAGAUCCCAGAGUCGCUUCUUCGGGGAAGCUCUCGACGGAGUUCGAAGCGGAGACCGCUACUGGGGUGAACCACGGAACUUCUCCGCGAGUGGAUGCGCGGAGCCUACCAGCGGAGCAGCCGGCGUGUGCUGGCGGGCCCUCGCAGAGAGACAGUGAAUCUCCCGCGCGCGCAGGCGUUCGGAGCGGAGGAGACAGCAGAGGGCAGAGUGUAACUCCAGCAGAAAAGGCAAGCAGCGGCCGUGCGAGUGCUCCGUCACUCCCAGGGAAUCUGCCGCCUUCCUCGUUCCCAGCUGGCGGAGGGUCUCUCGACUGUGGUCCCCUGGCAGGCAACGCAGUCGAGCAGGAAGGGAGUCCCCUAGACGUACGCCGGGCAGAAACCCAGAAACGGAGAGGGGACGAGCAGCCAGAAAAGGCGGAUUCUACACCCGACGCGGGGGUGUCUGGAGACUUCACCUCCCCAGCUUCGCCCUCCCAGAACACGCUUCACGAAGAGCGGUGCCCUCUGCAAGGGGGUGCUCAGAACCGAGCGGCGCUCUCGGAGUGCCCAAGUGAGUCGAGUGUUCUGGAGCCAGAGAGAGGGUCGACCAGUCCCACAGGGCGCCUUCCCGUGGCCGACAGAGGCGUGCUCUCGAGCGAAACAGGGAUUCCAGAGGCUCGCUGUUUGCCGGUGGAUGCUCUUCCAGGGCGGUCUCCCUCUUCUCUGCUCCAUCCCCGCGCGUGCGGAACGCCCUUGUUCGACAGCCUCGCGGGUUCAGGCGAUGUGGAGGAGAGAAAGGCGGCGCAAAUUCAGCUGAACGCCGACUCGGUGUGCGGGAUUUUGAAGCCGGAAAACUUCUUCCCCAGUCCGCUGUCCGCCGUUCUGCAGGCGUCUGUGGAGGGCCGUUUGUCCCCCCUGGCUGAAGACGUCGCGCGAGAGAGUGUCGCAACCCCCGACUCCGAGAACGACGAGAAAAGCGUGGAGCUCGUGAGUUUCGCAGUGAGGAGCGAGGUGGACAGUGCCCGCGUUUUGUGUUCGGACUCGGAAGAAACUGAGGACGAGGCAGCCGACGCAUUCGACGCGAGUGGACAAAUCGAUGCCGGUGAGACCGAGACAAAGGGAACUGACCGUCGCUUCGGGGGUACGCCGGAACGCCCUCUCGAAGAAAAAGUCGAAGGCGGUGGACCUGGACGGCGAGAAGCAGGGAAGGUUCGCCCAGACGCACGUCCGCUGGACGAGGGAACAUCGCGGGGUGACAGGGAAGACAGUCGAGCGGUUCGCAGCCCAGUGAGGUUGGCGAAGUGUUCCUCGCUAAGCGACACAGAGAGAAAGACUGAGAACGAACCAGGCUCACCAGGCGACACUUUCGCGUCGGGAUCGCUGCAGAGGACGCGGUCCUCGGCGACUGUGUCAGCUUCUGCAAAUGCGUCGCUCUCGAGUCCGUACUUUGCAUGUGGACGAGCCCCACCUGUCGGACCCGAGCAAGAGUCUCGUCGAGGUGGAGAGGCCAUAGCCCCCGCCGGCGCGGCAGAUGCGCAGGGAGCACGCGCGAGGGGCAAAGACGAGUUUCUCGGUUCUCCAUGGGACGGGUGCGAGAAGGGAGACUGGAAUGAACGCAGCGACAGACAAGAAUUGGAACGGGGUCUAGGACAACAGGAAGGCAGCGGUGAGAGAGAAGAAACCGGAGGGCUCGAGGUGUCUCCGCGGGGUACGGGCGUCGACGACCUUGCUUCACACAAGCCGACUGGGUGUGAGGAGCUGCGCGAAUCUAGAGCAAAAGAGAGCGAGAGAGACUGGAGACCCGGCGCGGGUAGCCGUGCGGGGGGGAGAGACACCAGAAGCUGUGUGGGCCCCAUGCGGAAGUCACGGGGGAGAAGACAGCAGCUAAAAAAAACGCUGGUGUCCUGUUUUUGGAAGUCUCGAGAUGCCUUCGUCUUGGAGCCGGAGACGCAGGUUGAGGGAGAAAGAUACGAGGGCAGUGGCAACGCUGGCCACGAGCCGCCUUCGCCGGAAAAUGCUUGUGUGAACGCGUACAGUCGAGGAGUUGAUGGCCAGUAG